AUGGCAACCUUCACACCUGGUUCGUGCUUCAUGCUCUUCCAUCCUCUUCUACACCUUUAUAUUCAAAUGAAUGAAUCAACAGCAAUAACAGCAAAAGACUCUGUGAUUGUAAUCUUGACAACUUUUCUUUUGGUCACAAGAAGACAAACCGACAAUCGAAUAUCCACAUGCGGUCAUAAGACUUUCGUUUAA
This is a messenger RNA of Clunio marinus, 192 nucleotides long. NCBI's taxonomy places the organism in Eukaryota, Metazoa, Arthropoda, Insecta, Diptera, Chironomidae. The record is from the annotation of a GenBank genome assembly.